AUGCAGCCGAGCGCAAUAGGUGCCAAACCGCUCUCGGCUGCCCGCUUGUUCCAGCCUACCCCAGACGAUCUUCGGCUCCUGGUAUUGGAUUACCUUUGCCAAAACUCAUUCUCAAGUACUGCCCAUGCAUUUAUGAUGGAUAGUGGCGUCAAGCCCUCCAAUGCUGACGGCGACGAAAUCAUGCCACUCACUAUCCAGGACGGCGGCGCUGCUACCAAUGUAGUUGAUGAGAAACUUGCGAUUGGGGAAUUACGGAAAGCCAUUAAGAUACACAUCUUGUCUGGCCAGGUCAACGAGGCCACGGAACUCCUCAAUGAGCAUUUCCCUUCCGUGCUUUCCGAAAGCUCGGAUUCUGGGCCCAGUGGCCAUUCUGCAGAUGGCUUGAAAUAUAUUCCGUCCGCCUCCGUUAACCCGGUCCAUCUCGCACUUAAUUUGCACAUCCUUGCCUUUAUUGAGGCCGCACGGACGGUCCCGCUUCCAUACUACCCUCCAGGCGUGAUCCCCCCCGCUUCUGACUUUAGCAAAGCAGUCCGCCCCGAUAUAAUUCGACAGGAGGAUCCUGAGGAAGCCAAUGUGCAACUUCUCCAUCGGGCGCAAAACCUCUACUCAGAAGCCAUUGGUCUACCGAAUCCAGAUGACAGAGGCAAGUAUUUGCGCGAACUCGCUCAAGUUGGCGGGCUCCUGGCGUACAAAGUGCCCGAGUAUGGCCCCAUGGCAUCAUAUAUGACCCAGGACAGGAGAGACGCAGUUGCUGAUCAGAUUGAUGGUGCCAUUCUCUACAGGACCGGACAAUCUGCGGUAUCCACAGUGGAGCUCGCCGCACGACAAGCCUCUGUCGUCUGGUCAACAUUACAUGAAAUAAAGGUCAGGGCUCCUCCUAGCAUUGCUUGGCCUGCUGGAUUGUUACUGCCGGGCCUCAAGGCAGCUCAGUCGUCAGCAGCUGGCAGAUCCGGCGACAUUGAUCCUAUGUCGACCGUGAAGAAACCUGGCGCUGAUGGCGGUCCCGCCGAGAUCUUACCGCCAUUCGAUCUACACGCAUUUCUGGAUGCCGGUCCAUGA
Molecule: messenger RNA, 1059 nt
Organism: Fibroporia radiculosa
Lineage: Eukaryota; Fungi; Basidiomycota; Agaricomycetes; Polyporales; Fibroporiaceae
Exons: 5
Coding region: 1-1059 (352 amino acids)
Biological process (GO): cytoskeleton organization; cell surface receptor signaling pathway
Cellular component (GO): cytoplasm
Molecular function (GO): protein binding
Source: RefSeq, a predicted model, not a curated record